AUGGAUGACCUCUCUGGUCUCGAUUGGUCCAAGCCCAGUGCUGGGCAGCCGCCCAAAGCCGCGCCGAUGACCAGCAACAUGGCCUACCCGUCGCUGCGGCCGAGCCCCUCGCCCUUUGCGUCGGGACGCAACACGCCUGCGUCCACGCAGAACUCGGGCAGCAGCUCCUUUGGGAAACCGCCACAGCCGCAGCAGACGACGACACAGCCCAAGGCCGCUCAGGACAGCUUCAGCAACCUGGCGCGCUUCGGCCCCGCCAAGACGUCCCAGAACCUGACCCUCGCCGAGCGCCAGGCGCAACUCGAAGCCGAAAAGCGCAGGAAGGAGGAGGAGAAGCGCAAACUGACCGAGGCACAGUUUGGUAGCGGGCAGCAAUGGGACAUGCUUGGGUCGCGCGGCCAGACUUCGAGUCCCGCGCUGCAACCGCCGGCCGUUGUGGCGCAGAGCUCCGGCAACGACGACGACGACCUCUUUGCCGCCUUUAACAAGGACACCAAGGUGGAUAACGCCAGUCACUUCCCACCUCCAGAGAAGAAAAUACCCACGCCGACCGCCGAAAAGAAGCCCCUCGACCUCUCGAACCCCAAUGCCUGGAGCGCCUCUGGGUCGGACCCGGCUGCCUAUCCGGACGACGACGAUCCGUUUGGCCUGAGCGAAUUCAAGCCCAACGGUGCCGCGGCGUCAGUACCACAGAAUCAGACGCAGACCAAAGACGACGAUGAUUUUCUGGGCGACCUGGCCCGACCAGUGGAGGAGGUACGCGCCAAACAACAAGUUGCCCCGCAGCGUGGUGAGCCUGGCAAGCCGAUUGAGGACAACGACUCGAGCUCUUCCGACGAGGAGGAACUGCCCCAAAGACCGCGAAACGAUACCCGUCGGGCCCAAAAUAGCGGCAAUGCCGAGUUUGACAGCGCUCUGGCCCAGCUUGUCGAUUAUGGCUUCGCGCCCGAAGACGCGCGCCGCGCUUUGGUCGAGAGCGGUGCCGGCACCAAUGUCCAGCAGGCGGCCAACUGGCUUCUCGACGAGGCGCAUCGGAAAUCCAAAGCCAAAGCGCAGGGAAGGCCGUCGUCAAACAACUCGAACCGAUCCGAGCGCCGGGAGCAGACACCCUCGGGGCGAAACGAGCCCGACUUUGCCAAGUCGGCCGCCGCUGUUGGAAACACGCUGUUCAAGACGGCUAAUUCACUGUGGAAGACGGGGCAAAAGAAGAUGCAGCAGGCAGUUGCAGACUUUCAGCAAGAGGGCGUUGCCGGUGAUCCCAGCCAGCCCAAGUGGAUGCGUGAUGCACAGACGAACCAGGGACGCGCCUCUGCGAGGGCGGAUGCCAAUGCCACCGAUGAGGCCAUGAUGCUUGAAUCCGGUGGAAGACCGAGACAAGCCAAAGAAAAGAGCCGGCAAGCGACGCCAGACCUCACAAGGAGCUCCUCACCAGCGACAUCGUCUGCUGGCCAGAGUCGGAGCGGCUCUGUGCCCAGGUGGCAGCAGCAACAAGCUGCCCCGCCCCUGGUUCCGAAUGCGCGGUCGCGACUUAAUCGGUUCGCGGACGACGACGACACCUUUGCUGUUAGUUCUAGUAGAAGACGGAAGCCGGCAUUCCCCGCAGAGCCAGCCAAGACCGAACCUGAACCAGAUCUGCUGUUUGGCUCUGAAGCGCCGAAACAAGCGAGUCGUCCAACCCCCCCUCCUCAAGCCGCAGCAGCUGCGAGGAAAACACCGCCCAACCCUACUCCUGUGCGAAAGGCGACACCAAAACCUGCCCGUCAAAUACCGUCCAUCACGCCGUCCGCCAUACAAACUUCUACAAAGCACCGUCUCGAGGGAACGGCGCAUUUCAAGCGUGGAGACUUUGCACAGGCACACGCAUCCUAUUCGUCCUCGCUGUCUGCCGUGCCAUCUACACAUCCCCUGGCCAUUGUUCUCCUCACAAACCGAGCACUGACUGCCUUGAAAACGGGCGAGCCGAAGCAAGCAGUAACAGAUGCCGACACCGCCAUCAGCGUCAUUGGACCCGGCAACGGCCAGGGCGAGACGGUGGCCGUGACAGGCGACAAUGGCCAGGAAGAAAACCGCGACAUGCGCGAUUUGUACGGCAAGGCGCUGAGCCGCAAGGCCGAAGCCCUCGAGCAGAUGGAGAAGUGGGGAGAUGCCCUUGCCGUGUGGAAGCUGGCGGUCGAAGCUGGUCUCGGCGGCGCCACGGCGGCCAAGGGCCGUCAGCGAUGCCAGACGGCGCUCGCGCCCAAGCCCAAGCCUGCGCCCAAGCCCGCCUCGGCGCCCAAGUCUCGUCCAUCUGCGUCGGCUAGCCUGCAGCCGCAAAAGGACUCCGAGGCCGUCACGCGACUACGCGAGGCCAACGAGGCCGCGGCCAAGGAGGACGAUGAAAAGUUUGCGCUUUCAGAACAUGUCGACGCCAAGAUUGCGGCGUGGCGCGAGGGCAAGCGCGACAACCUGCGCGGCCUCAUUGCGAGCCUGGACCAGGUGCUGUGGGAGGACAGCGGGUGGGAAAAGGUGGGCAUGCACGAGCUCGUCAUGGCGAACAAGGUCAAGAUUUCGUACAUGAAGGCGAUUGCCAAGACGCAUCCAGAUAAGAUUGCGCAAACUGCUUCGACAGAGGUGCGGCUUAUCGCGGGUUUAGUGUUUAGCACGCUCAACGAGGCUUGGGACAAGUUCAAGACGGAGAAUGGACUAUGA
Akanthomyces muscarius is the source of this 2688-nucleotide messenger RNA. RefSeq lists its product as uncharacterized. Gene Ontology annotation, cellular component: cytosol; mitochondrion. The record is from RefSeq and is a predicted model, not a curated record. The transcript is spliced from 2 exons. Gene Ontology annotation, molecular function: heat shock protein binding. Lineage: Eukaryota; Fungi; Ascomycota; Sordariomycetes; Hypocreales; Cordycipitaceae. The coding region runs from base 1 to 2688 and encodes 895 amino acids.